Messenger RNA from Seriola dumerili (greater amberjack), 2982 nucleotides. It is a transcript of the gene b4galt4, whose product is annotated as beta-1,4-galactosyltransferase 4. The coding region runs from base 645 to 1691 and encodes 348 amino acids. The transcript is spliced from 7 exons. Lineage: Eukaryota; Metazoa; Chordata; Actinopteri; Carangiformes; Carangidae. Gene Ontology annotation, molecular function: glycosyltransferase activity. Gene Ontology annotation, biological process: carbohydrate metabolic process. The record is from RefSeq and is a predicted model, not a curated record.
AGGACGGACUCGCUUUUCACUGAAACAAAGUCGUACUGUGUUUUGCCUCCACAGUGGGCGACUGAUAUGGCUAAAAUUUAACUUUUAAUAUUUAACUUUUAUAGCACUGUAACUUAACAGUGCCAUUUCCGCAUUUGUCAGUAAGCUAACAGCUAGGUAAAACCUACAAUCUAUGGUUAAAACAAGUGAGUUCAUAUGGGCACAUUUACAGCCAGUUCACGGCACAAGGUAUAGAUCGGACAGAUAGGACAGCAUGGAGGAGAAGAAGGAGCUGUCAGCGAUGUAAAAAGGUAUUGUCCUGCCUGGAGUCUGUUCAUGAACAACGGCAAAUAUCUCGGCGAUGCUCAGCGCUAGCUAAGGUCUCAGAGAACUACAUUUUUUGGCCUCAUCUCCUUAACCUGGAUUUGGAGGUUUCAGCGAUGGAUUUCCACCCAUACGUUUUUGUUACUUCACAGUGAUCAUUUCACUGAUUGACUGUCCAGAUCAGCAACAUGUUUCACCACCAUGGGAUGACUGGUCAGUGUGUCUGUGGCUGUCAGUAUGUUUGCUGAAAUGUCCCACACGGAGGAAAUAUCUUAAACUAUAGCAUAACAGCAACCACAGUUGCCAUUUUCACUGUUUCAUAUUAGCAAAGUCAAACAGCAAUGGGCUUCUGUUCGCCUGUGUGCAAGGUUUUGCGAAGGGGGAAGUAUAUUGUACUGCUCUUUCUCUCGCUGUCACUUCUGGCAUGGAUUGCAACUUUUUCAGGCGAAACAGUUAAAUCCAUUCAGGUUUCCUCCGUCACAACACGAACUCUUGUCAAAGAAGACAGUCUAAGGGAUAAACUUAACUCUUGGACUGCAGCACCUGCUCGCUUAAAUACUCCACCACCAAAAGGCGAAUGCCCUCAGGAGUCACCAUUGCUACAAGGAGCUGUGAAGCUGUCCUUUGAGUCCUCUCUGAAACUGAAGGAUGUGGAGAGUGAGAACAAAGGAGUGACUGAAGGCGAGUAUGAGCCCAAAGACUGUACAGCGAGGCAGAGCAUAGCGAUCCUCAUCCCUCAUCGCAACCGAGAGAGACACCUCCUCUACCUCCUGCACCACCUGCACCCCUUUCUGCAGAGGCAGCAACUACAUUACGCCAUUUAUGUCAUCCAGCAGGCUGGUAGUGCAACCUUUAACCGUGCCAAGUUACUGAAUGUUGGGUAUUUGGAAGCACUGAAGGACUACAGUUGGGAGUGUUUCAUCUUCCAUGAUGUUGACUUGGUUCCUGAAAACGAUCACAAUUUAUAUGUCUGUGACAAGCAGCCCAAACACUUGGUGGUGGGCCGCAAUGCCACAGGAUACAAGCUGCGUUACAAAGGCUACUUUGGAGGAGUCACAGCCAUGACCAAAGACCAGUUUCUUCAAGUGAAUGGAUUCUCAAACACUUACUGGGGUUGGGGGGGCGAAGACGAUGACCUUCGCAUCAGGGUUGAGCUGCAGAAAAUGAAGAUUGUGCGACCGCCGGCUGAUGUAGCUCGCUAUACCAUGGUGUUUCACAAACGAGACAGCGGCAAUGAAAUAAACAAGGACAGGAUGAGGUUAUUAGGACGAACACCACAGGUAUGGAGAAAGGAUGGACUCAACAGCUGCUCAUAUAAGACUUUGUCAGUAGAGAGGCUGCCUCUUUAUGUGAAUGUUACUGUGGAUAUUGGUAAGCCACAGAGUUGAGAUUUCAAACAAGAACCCCUGCUGUGACCAAAAAAUAUUUUAUGAUAUACUUUAUACAGUAUGCCAGGCCUCUGAUGGCAGAAAAGCCACUACAUAUGUAAAACACAACACAUUAAGCACACAAAAUGCACAUUGUUUUGAUUAGUUUUUCAUAUUAAAAUUGAGUUCAGGUGGCAACUGCAUUAGCUGGUAUGUCUUUGCAUAUUUUUGCAUAUCAUGCUUAAUUUCUUCAUAUUAUUACCUGGCUUUCUUCAUAAUGUGUCUGGGAAGCAGAAUUCCAAAAAUUAAAAUAAAACAGUUUUAUUUUUCUUUCAAGGAAUGAUUGGCUUAGAUCAAAUUAAGAAGUUGGCCAUAAAUAUUCCUGGUACUCAAACUAUGUUGUUAAAACAACAAGCUGUCAGACUUCAAUUAAUUUAUGCCUUAUUAUUUGCCUGCAUGAUAUAUUACAGCGUAAAACAUGCUGUUUUAUAAAAAGCCUGUUACACAUGGACAGUGUGUAUUUUGUGUGCUUCAUUCUGUGGAUACAUUGACUACAGACACAGGUGUUGUCGUUUAUUUUGCCCGAGCAGAGGAUUUAUAAGCCAGAUAACAGAGCACCAGUGUAGGUGUGCAGAGCCUAUAAGAGUAAGUUAAUGCUGAGGUUUCUUGAACUCAAGGCUAGUAGAUAUGUUUUAUUGAAACUGACAUGUUCAUGACAAAAUGUAGACAAUGAGUAAUCUGAAAUAAAAUUAACACUGGAUCAGUUCACAAGAAUAAUAUAAUAAUAAUAAUAAUAAUAUAAUAUUAAUUGAUUUUUUUUUUUUUCAAAACAAACUAACAGCAAUAGAGCAACAGGCUUUUAGAGUACCUACAAAAAUCCCUCUUAGACUGACCAUUAUUUUAUUUUAUACAGUGUUGAAGCACAGUGGAUGUGAUGAGGUCUUUUUUUAGAUCAACGAAAAGGAUAUAAACAGAUUAUCAUUUAAUCUAAGUUAGGUUUAAUUUAUCUUCAUUAUCCAAAUCUAAAAUUUCUGGUGCUUGUUCAUAGAAGACAAAGUGAACAUAUCAGUGAAAUUCUAGAAAUCUUAAUAAUGCUAGAUAUCUGAGGUCUUCCUCUUCUCAAACUCAUAAAGUGAACAUAAUUACUUUGGGUAUAAAGUUACAAUAUAGUUUUGCAUCAGUCUUUCAUCAGACAACAGAUGAACCUUGAGGAAAAAAAAACUCAAGGACCACUGAAGCAAUAACAAUACAUGGAAGGCUGAUAUCAAGUGAUAUUAAAUUUCAAUAUUAUUUAAAAAAAAAAAAAAAAAGG